AUGUCGGAAGGCUCACUCGACAGUACUUUUGGUGCAUUCCUCAUUGGUGCUAUAGUCUCCGCAUGCUUAUUUGGCAUUACAUGCACGCAGACAUGGUAUUAUUACGGUCAUUACUCCGAUAGUAUUUUCAUCAAGGCCUUGGUCGGCAUUGUUUGGACUUUGGAAGCUGUGCACGCUGCCUUUGCAUGUCAUGCCGCCUACUACUAUGUCGUGACACAAUACGGGAAUGUGGCAGGACUGUCUGAAGCGACUUGGUCGACGUCUUUGACCUUAUGUGUAACGGGGCUCAUAACUUUGGCGGUACACUUAUUUUAUGCUCGGCAACUAUACUUUGUGUCGAACCGCAAUAUUCUCCUGGUGUCAGCUCUUCUCUUCCUCGCACUCGGCCAACAUCUAGCGUGUAGCGCAGCGGUUGCAGGAUAUAGGUUAGUGCUGAACGUACAUUUCAAUAUCGUGUACCUCACCGACGUCUUCAGUAUGAAGUUGAGGUAUUAUGAUCUGUUUGAGACACAGACUAUGACUAGCCUCCUGAAGGCCGCAAUGUGUUUUUAUCUAGCAACAGAUUUCCUGGUCGCUGCAUCACUCUGCUACUAUCUCCACGCCAGCCGGCCAAUCCACUUCAGCACCGACAACCUCAUCAAUAGACUCAUGAUUUACACCAUUAAUAAUGGUCUCCUCACUGGAGUAACGGACCUCCUCGUCAUAGCCUUUAAUAUAGCUUACCCUAGCAAUCUCGUAUAUCUGUCCGUUUACCAAGUUGUGGCGAAUCUAUAUUCGAACUCCUUCCUCGCCACAUUGAAUGCCCGAAAACCUACGAAGAUGACAUAUAUUGACAACUUCUCUUGCGAAGAUAAUUCUGCAGUCAUCAACAACCUUGGUGCAAAUAUGUCACCUUUGCGAGAUCCCUCGAACAUAGUACAGCACUGUCCCCUUUCUCUUGUCCUUGAACCAACUGAUUGGUUACUGGGCCAGCCGCACAUCGAUAUUCAUAUUACCACAACCACUGAUACAAUCCGAGACGCAGGUAGCUCUUCUCCCGAAUUUGAACCCAAACCCAUGAGCCUUUGAAUCGUUUGUGAGCCGUCAUGAUUAUUGAAUUGUAUAUCUCGACAUUUCUCUGCUUAUAUUCACUUAUUCGUUGCUCAUGCUAUGUAUUUAUGGGAAUUCUAUAGGAUUCACACCUGAGCGAUGAAGUUGACUUACUGGCGUCUCAUAGCGUCUCAAAGUCUGAACACUGAGGUGAGGGGACUAACCUAGACCCUGUAUCGCGUGGUGGCAACGAUGUCCAGUUUAUGCCACAAAAUCGCACUCUCAGGUAGUGAAACCGAGAGGUUGUGUUGCAAUUCAUUGAGUUGUGCGCUGGAGGACGGGUCGAAGAAGACAACGGAAUCGUUGGAUAAAGACUCGAGAAAGCGUAGCUCAGCUGAAGAAGAUUUCGCUGUCACAUUCUUUUAAAUUCGAGUCGGUCAGGCUAAGGUCUCAGAGGCACUCGAACCAC
Messenger RNA from Desarmillaria tabescens, 1498 nucleotides. RefSeq lists its product as uncharacterized. NCBI's taxonomy places the organism in Eukaryota, Fungi, Basidiomycota, Agaricomycetes, Agaricales, Physalacriaceae. The transcript is spliced from 18 exons. Bases 1 to 1068 code for a protein of 355 amino acids. The record is from RefSeq and is a predicted model, not a curated record.